AAAGGAACGCGAACAACGACGACGACGGCCGUCAGCGAAAAGUGUAAUGUCACUAGUUUUUCACUGGAGAGCGAGCUACGCGAAUGGUUCAACUUGCUGCUGGCGAUUGUGUGUGGAUUAAGUGCAAUUUGGCAAGCAAAAUCUCCGGCUAGCGCUGUUCCGCUGAAUUUGACCAGCUCCGGCGGUUCCGUUUCCGGUAGAUUUGACAGAGAGGGACGUUUCGGUGUCCGCGAAAAAGUGCAUUUUCUACCAGCCAGCCAACCAGGGGAUUGGCAUCCGACGGUGAAGAAGAAAAGCCAGUGUUCGGUCCUCGGUCGGGUGAAAGAAAAUUUCUCCUCAAGCGUGAAAAAGGUGCUGUGUGGAAUCCAGCGGAGAGUGAGCAACCGAAGGAAUUGUGCGGUGGGCUCUUGGGCUGCUGGUUUUGUGUGCGUGUUCCGUCUCGGUUCGCGGUGCAGUGAGAAGUGAAACAACGGUGAAGAAAAAGUGCCAAAGGCCAAAACGGAGUGUCUCCCCCCUAGGAAGUCCCGUUGGAAUCGGAUCUAGGGGCUUGGCUUGAUUUGGUCAGCCGGAUUGGGAUUUGUGUUCUCGAUCGGUGGCGUCUGGAAGUGCACAAAACGAGUGUGAGUCAGUGAGGAGAAAGAGUCGAAUAGUAGCAGAACCAGAAGAGUGAGAAUCCAUCGUAGGCAGCGACAAUGUCGUCAUCCGGCGAUUUUGGCAAUCCGCUUCGGAAGUUUAAGCUGGUCUUUCUGGGCGAACAAAGUGUCGGCAAAACCUCGCUAAUCACCCGAUUUAUGUACGACAGCUUCGACAACACAUACCAGGCGACGAUCGGUAUAGACUUCCUGUCGAAAACCAUGUACCUCGAGGACCGAACAGUGAGAUUACAGCUGUGGGACACUGCCGGACAAGAGCGAUUCCGAUCGCUGAUACCCUCGUACAUCCGUGAUUCAACCGUAGCCGUAGUCGUGUACGAUAUUACAAAUGCCAACUCGUUUCACCAAACAUCGAAAUGGAUCGACGACGUCCGGACGGAGCGUGGCAGUGACGUAAUCAUCAUGCUGGUGGGCAACAAAACUGACCUCUCGGACAAGCGCCAGGUCUCGACGGAGGAAGGCGAGCGGAAAGCGAAAGAACUGAAUGUGAUGUUCAUCGAAACCAGUGCGAAGGCGGGUUAUAACGUGAAACAGCUUUUCCGACGAGUAGCCGCUGCCCUGCCCGGUAUGGACUCAACCGAGAACAAGCCCCCAGAAGACAUGCAAGAGGUUGUGCUCAAGGACUCGCCGAACGAGACCAAAGACCCGGAGGGUGGCUGUGCAUGCUGAACCUGGCCGGAACCAGUUCCGUUGGGUGUCGUUUUUCGUGUUUGGUUUAUUCUUCUCCUUUUUUAUAGUAGGGAAAUUUACUACGCGCGAGAGUGCGUGCGAUCCGGCUCUGAUCAGCCGCCGCCGUUGUGGUCGUCGCGGGAAAUAGAUGAGUGUUUUGGAAGGUGGAUUCGAAAGAGCGAAUGCGGACGGAAUGAGGAGAAUAACUAUUUGGUGUUGAUGAUCGGUUCUUUAGGGGGGUGGCAGGGAGUGCCUACAAUUUGUCCAUUCUUAAGCGAUAGAGAUAAAGAUAAAAGUGAACAUUUUAUCCAUAUUUUUAUUUAUUGAUAAAGUACGCGUUGACUGUUGUAACUGGGUCUUGAAGCGUUUUGCGAAAUCAACUUUAUUUAGAUGUGACGCGAGAUAGGAUUUAUGUUGUUGUAUGCUUAUAUUUUUUCCUUUGACUAAUUGUGAAAAUCUGAUUCGUUUAUUUUUCCUUACGUUUAUAAAGGGUAUUUAUCGAUUCGCAAAACAGCAUUAUUGCUUAAGAAUUAUUAUUCCCUAUACUUUCCGCAAUUACUUAUGAUCACUAUCGAUAUACAUAUAUUUAAUGCCGUCGAUUAAGUUGUUUCUAAGAGUAAUAAAAGCUACUACGAUACUUUCCUUAAUUUUACGGUUUAGUCUUUAGUCUAAAACUUACGCAAGUAGAAUCAAACCGAGUCGUUGUAGAAACAGUGAGAAUGGUUUGUUAACAUGAACCAACAUUGCUUAUAAAAAAAUAUUAACAUUUAGAUACUGACCAUUAAAUAAACUGACCAGAGUACGGAUUUAUAGAUGCA
Molecule: messenger RNA, 2140 nt
Organism: Aedes albopictus (Asian tiger mosquito)
Lineage: Eukaryota; Metazoa; Arthropoda; Insecta; Diptera; Culicidae
Gene: Rab6
Product: ras-related protein Rab6
Exons: 6
Coding region: 693-1322 (209 amino acids)
Biological process (GO): vesicle-mediated transport
Molecular function (GO): GTP binding; GTPase activity
Source: RefSeq, a predicted model, not a curated record